Folsomia candida is the source of this 1260-nucleotide messenger RNA. RefSeq lists its product as uncharacterized. The transcript is spliced from 8 exons. Bases 25 to 834 code for a protein of 269 amino acids. The record is from RefSeq and is a predicted model, not a curated record. NCBI's taxonomy places the organism in Eukaryota, Metazoa, Arthropoda, Collembola, Entomobryomorpha, Isotomidae.
AUGUCCUGCAUGUAGGGGCAUGAAAUGCUAAUAAAAGUGCUGGGAGUCUCGAAUGAAAUUCCAUUUUGCUCAGUGUCUCGACUUUGUUGUAUUUCUUGCUUGUUUUAUCAUCUUAGCAGACUGCUCUCGGUGGGGAUGAUGACGUGGUGGUGGUGUUUAGCAAUGGGUGUGGCCACUCUGCUCUCGUCUUGUGAGACGGCCGUUCUCCGUCACGGGGUGCAACAAGUGUUCCACCCGAGUCCGAGAAAUUCAAGGCAAAUAGACCUCUCUUACCCGGACCUGUCGUACCAUCCGCUUCCAACAUCGGAAUAUUUCGGUCCGAAUUAUGUCCCCACAACUUCCGACGACAACUACGGAGACAACAUUCCUCAUCCGAAAUUUUUAUACGUGGCCAAUCUCGCCAACGCGGCUGCUGUUUAUAAAACCAUUGCUGAUUGUUUACACAUCAAGCUUCAGGCUGCAUAUUCCUCCUCUUCUGACCCAAUAAGUCCAGUAUACGAUGGCAAUACCAAGGAUUAUGCUUCCUCCGCCCAGAAAUCGAAUUUUAUUGGAGGUAGAAGUGGUGCUGGAAAUUCAGACGCCUUUGGUCCGCGGUCUGUGGAGCUUGAUCUUAAUGCUCCCUCUCAAAAUCGCAGACUUGAAGAACUUAGAGAUGGGAUUAUAGAUUUAAUACGUCGUCUUCAACCGCGUAAUGGUCACCCAGGAAUCAAGCCGCUGAGUGGGCGACAUGCUUUGGAUGGAUUUGUUGAUGGAGGAAUAGGAGCAACUUUCGACAGACGUGAUGAGAUAGUGCUUCCGAGUGCCGUCGUAACUUUCGACAAUUUUCCAGCAUAAUUCAAGUCCACCCGAGGGCGGCGUCUUUUUCUCCUAUACGGACCUUAAAUUAACCUUUCACCUUAAACUUGUAUGCACCAGGAUAUGCACUCUUGUCAUCUUAGAAUAUGAAUUGCAAUUAUUUUACAUUAUUUUUCAUUUUGUUACUAUUUGCAAAAUAAUUGCAAAAUCAAAUAAUGCUUCGCUAAGUCCUAAGUAUAAAUAGUUAGUUGGUAAUGUCCAAAUUCUUGUGAGACGACCUAUGUAUUCAUUGUUCAAUAUUUGAUUAUACAAAUUUCGCUGAAACCACACUUUCCAAUACUUUGAUAUGUAGUUUUUAUAAGUUUUUUAUGCAGUUUCCGUCUAACAAAAUUUAUUUCAUGCUUGAUUUAAAGAGAGAAAAGUUACACUUCUUUCAUGAAUAAAGUGAAUGAGAAUUAAAGCGCA